This is a messenger RNA of Anarrhichthys ocellatus (wolf-eel), 1779 nucleotides long. RefSeq names its product LRP chaperone MESD-like. The record is from RefSeq and is a predicted model, not a curated record. Gene Ontology annotation, biological process: protein folding. The transcript has a single exon. NCBI's taxonomy places the organism in Eukaryota, Metazoa, Chordata, Actinopteri, Perciformes, Anarhichadidae. The annotation marks the transcript as partial.
UGUGUCAUCCACCUGUCCUGCAGGUUCGUGGUGGGCUCCAACAGGGUGAUCUUCAUGCUGCGGGACGGCAGUGUGGCCUGGGAGGUCAAAGACUACCUCGUGUCGCAGGAGCGCUGUAUGGACGUCACCGUGGAGGGACAGGUGUUCCCCGGGAAGGCUGCCAAGAAAGACGACGCCAAAUACAAGCAGCCCAACGAAGUCAACACCAAGAAGAAGAGCAAAAAGAAGGCUGAGACCAAGAAGCCCGACUUAGAGGGGAACAGUGCCAGGCAUCUGAAACAGGAGCUGUGAUGGAGGCUCAGGUCUCUUUUCUUCUGGCCUUAGACAUGCAUAUUGUGACAACCAGCCUGUCAGCAGUAAGCUGUUGGGGGGGGCUGCAGGGGGAGCAACCCUGACUGGUCCAGCUCUCCCUCAUUGGAACAUGUUGCAGUGAUUAAGUCAUGGUUUAACGAGCUCUUUCAAUCAAUGCUGUAUGGGUUCUUCACAUAUUUUUUGUUGUUCGAUUCUCACCUAAUGAAAAGCAAUGCAUUCAGAUCUAGUUUGAAAGGUACUUGAUUUAAGAGCCGUUCAUCAGACCUCCAGGACUGCAAAGUGUUCUGUUGUCUUUGUUCACAUCCAGCAGCAUUUACAAGUACAUUCAAAAGUAGCACCCAUAUUUUCUGUUUGAUUUUUCACUGAAUAUGAAAAUAAAACAAUUUUAUACAAUCAUAUUGGAUUUCUUCAGAAGAUAUAUGCAAAGAAGAACAUUUUCAUUGAUGAUGUGGAUAUUGUGUCAAACAAAAGCAUUGUAGAUUGAGGUGUGACCAACAGGAAGCAAAAUGUCCCCUGAUUAAACCCAACACCACUCCCGUUCUGAUGGACGACAUUGUCAUUUCUUCAGACUGCUGACAUCAAAGGAGUUCUGCUCAAUGCACAUUGGUAAGACCCAGAGAGGCCAGUAUGUACUACAGUUCAUGGAGGGCAGAAAUCCAACUUUCUGUAUGAAGUCAAACAUGUUCACAUGAACCAGUUGGAGUGAAACCUUUCCACACGUCAUUGAGCUGUUAAAGGGUCAGCACAGAGACAUGAAAAGACGACGCUUCCCUCUAGUGGGACCAUGCAUAGAGCUUAGUUUAUGAUGCACCUCUGUCCACCAGUAGUGGACAGAGUGGAGUAGUCACUAUAACACUGAUUGAAAACACAGUGCUCGUUAACACACACUCUUAACUCACAAUCAGGUUUCAAUGUGAACUUCAUGUGUUUUCAAAAUUCAGUCCUGAUCGUAUCUUUCACUGAAACGUCCCUCUGAAACACGAUGUAGCAGGCAGUGUAUUCAGAGGACUGCAGACAGAACCGUCUCUCUCUGAACCGUCUGCUUUAGUAUCUUUCUCUUCAAGGCCCUUUGUAUGGAAUACAAAAAAAUGUAAUGCCUUGACAAAACGUAAUAUAUUUUUUCACAUAUUUUAAAUAACAUGCUGCGUUUUGUAAUUAACAGCCUGAAUGCAAUAUGUAAAACAUUUUCCCCCGUCAUAAUAUAGUAUGCCAUAAAAAUACAUUAUAACUAGCUAUUUAAUAUACUAGUAUGACGUCAAAAAUGUCAAAUUAUAUUUUGGCAAUAAAAUGUCAAAAGCAUACUAUGUAGUAAAACAAACAGCAAUAUUGAAUGUCAUGAAAUGUAACGGUACAGUAUUUAAUAAAAUAAUAAAAUACAUGCUAAAAAUGAUCAUAGUGAAGUAUGUUAUAAAGUAAAAUUAUAGAGUUCAGCAUGUGUCAUGGCCAGGCCGUGCCUCCUGUUUCCCC